Paramecium pentaurelia is the source of this 330-nucleotide messenger RNA. NCBI's taxonomy places the organism in Eukaryota, Ciliophora, Oligohymenophorea, Peniculida, Parameciidae. The record is from the annotation of a GenBank genome assembly.
AUGGAUAUUUUCUAUAAUUCUAUGGAUGGUUGGAAUAUUCUUCUUACUCUUUGGAUACAAAUUAGUAUAAUUAUAAUCUAUGAUUCUUGCUUCUAUUAUGGGUUUUGGAUUUACUACUAUUGUUAUUGGAGAGACCACAUUAAAUAUAGUAAAAUCAAAUGUAAAUUUAUUAAUAAAAAAUCUACUAUGGUGAAUCUAGUAAUGCAGCUUUAAGUGUUGUCAUAGGAUCAGGAAUAUUAGUAGCUUUCAUAUAUUUCAAUGCUUCAAUCCAAAGGUUCUUUUUCCUUCUAUUUAAUUUUGGAUUUAGUGUUGGACUCAUUAUAUCUUUGA